ACCGCGUUCAAGUCGGCUGUCGGGAACUGCGAUCCACCAAGUACAUUUCAGACGGCCAGUGCACCAGCAUCAACCCACUGAAGGAGCUGGUCUGUGCUGGUGAGUGCCUCCCGUUGCCACUGCUCCCCAACUGGAUUGGUGGAGGUUAUGGAACCAAGUACUGGAGCAGGCGGAGCUCGCAGGAGUGGAGAUGUGUCAAUGACAAAACUCGCACCCAGAGGAUCCAGCUUCAGUGCCAGGAUGGAAGUAUAAGAACCUACAAAAUAACUGUGGUCACAGCCUGCAAGUGCAAGCGAUACACCAGGCAGCACAAUGAGUCCAGCCACAACUUUGAGGGAACCUCUCAAGCAAAACCUAUCCAGCACCACAAAGAGAGGAAAAGAGCCAGUAAAUCCAGCAAACAUACUACAAGUUAGAAGCCAGACAUUCUCUCCUCUCUCAUCUCCUUCUCCCUGUGCCAAAACUGAACUUGCCUGUAACCAUUUGCUUUACCAAUCUGACUGCUUAAAGACAAGUCUGCCAUUGCUGCGUUCUCAGUUGACACUACACGCUUACUGCUUUGACCAAAAUCAGAAGGGGCAUUCUCAGCAUAUGGACCUUUUGGGUGAUUUUCCAAAUGCUCAAGAUGGGGAGUAGCACAAGCCUUCCAAAUCCACAUAAUAAACUUUUACAUUUUCUCCAGCCAUGGAGGCAAAGAAAUUUUGCCAUGAAUAUUCACUGACGUCUAUUUUGUAAAAAGAUGGUUUGUUGUGUGUUUUCAUGAGAAGUUAUCACAUCUAUUGCCUUCUAGACCAUGUUUUAUGAACUUCUGACAACAGCUUAAAAAUACAGCACCUAGUAUCUGCUUUCAGAUUCAUUCUAAAAGAAAUGCCUUGCAUGUUGACCUUUCUCUUAUCUCAGUAUAUCUAAAAGUAAAAUAUGCAUGGCAGCAAUCAAAAAGUAAAGCUGAGCAUACUAUUUAUUUGUUGUUGUAAUUAUUUAAUGAGCUUUUAUGUAUGUUAUGUCCUUCCAAAAUGUUCUUCUGUUUAUAGCUUUUCUCAUGUAUCAAAGUAUUUUCCUGUGAUUUGUGGCUGGAUUAGAACAUACAUUUUGUAGAUAAUGUAAAAUAGAUAUUUUAGCAUUCUUGUUAUAUAUAUUUUAAUUUUGAACAUUUAUAGACUUAGGUGUUAUUUUGAAGUAGCAACAAUUUUUUUUUUUCAUUUUCUGCUCUGUAUUGUUUUUGUUUAAAAGUGUGCAAUCAAAAGACAGAUAUGAUGACUUCCUUUCAAAUAUAUUGUUGGUGUUUUUUUGUUUUUUUUUUUUGUUUUUUUUUUUUACAAAAAUAAACAAUGCUAAAAA
Molecule: messenger RNA, 1338 nt
Organism: Merops nubicus (carmine bee-eater)
Lineage: Eukaryota; Metazoa; Chordata; Aves; Coraciiformes; Meropidae
Gene: SOSTDC1
Product: sclerostin domain containing 1
Exons: 1
Biological process (GO): negative regulation of BMP signaling pathway; negative regulation of Wnt signaling pathway
Molecular function (GO): BMP binding
Source: RefSeq, a predicted model, not a curated record